This is a messenger RNA of Cheilinus undulatus (humphead wrasse), 1581 nucleotides long. RefSeq lists its product as uncharacterized. The coding region runs from base 221 to 1129 and encodes 302 amino acids. The record is from RefSeq and is a predicted model, not a curated record. NCBI's taxonomy places the organism in Eukaryota, Metazoa, Chordata, Actinopteri, Labriformes, Labridae. The transcript is spliced from 8 exons.
CACAUACCCGUUACUAAACCAUUCUGCUACAGGCUUUGAGCUUCAGAGAGGAAACACCCGAGGAGAACAGACCCUCGAUCUACAGUUCAAUCACUGCAGCGGUUGACAAAAUGAAGAAGACGUGUGAAAGAGGACAGUCUCCGCUCUGAGUGUUGGCAUGUUGUAGCUUUUAUCACGCCAUGUUUGCCUGGGAAGAAGACGACCUACAAUUUGGGACAAAAUGAGCAGUAAAAAAGAGAAGGAGCAGAGGAGGAAACUGCAGCACUUCCUCAACGACCUGGCUCUGCUUGGAUCAUUGCAGGGCUUUAAAUACUUCCAGCCUUGGCUGAGAGGGAAAGAAGAGUUGCUGCUGACGGUUGUUAAUGAGGAUCUGGGUUGGCGUUCCCCAGGUUUUGCGGUAUCCAGAGCCUCCUCCUACACCUCCACCAGCAGCUGUAACAGCAGCGAUGUCUCCCCUAGCAGCAGCUCGCCAAGCAUAGAUAGCGGGGGCAGCUCGCCCAUACCUGGGGAGCCUGCUGGCCCUCGAAACACCCACCUACACACACACACCAAGGCACAGACGCACACCUCAAGGGCCCCCAACAGCGAGGAGCACCUACUUCCAGCCUCCCCUAGUGAGAGAGAGAUAGCAGUGCCAGAGGUGAACUGCACUCUCUUUCUCGUGGCUGGCUACGUCAAAUAUGGCCGCCCCUACGCCUGGAUACGCUCCAACCACGAGCGUCUGGUCAACAUCGGAGGCACUGACUCCAUGGUCAAGGACACGCCCAUGAAACUCAAGUCCAUUGCAGACUGGCAGACACGAGGUAUUCGUGUCUGGGAUGUGGUCAGUGAGCUGGUUUGUCUGUGCACAGUUCCCUCUCCCUCAAACCCUUUUGCCCUGGACAUGCGUUACAUCAAAAAUCUUCCCCUUCCUGAACGCUUUCUGGUCACAGGUGCUCUUUUAAACUUCCUAGAGAUGUAUGUGGUGUACGGAAACCGGGACGAGAUGCACUAUGACAAAGUGACUGAGGAGGUGAAGCCUCUGAGGCGUCUUCAUGUCCAGUCCUUGUUAGAGUUGCAGCAACAGAGAGAAAGCUCUGAAUUGGCAGGCAGCUGCCCCGCAGUGAAGGACUCCUCAGGAGAGGAGUAAAUAGACAUGUCUGUGCACUUUAACUGACUUUUUAUUGAAAAAAAUUACAGGAAAUUCAUUCAAAUGUGCUAAACUUCAGCUGGAAGACUGUUUCUUUUAGUUUUCAUGAUUUUUUGGGUGCUAUGGUGUGUCUUAUAUCGGAAUCAAAUAUUCAAAGUCAUUUAAGUCAUGUUUUAGAAGCUUUAAAGCAAAAUGUCCCUCAUAAAUACUGUGCAAACCUUUUCCUUACGCCACACUGUCUAUUACACCCUGUAUCUGCAUUGUUAGUACAGUUGGAAGGUAGUCACAUGCAUUUCAGUGUAUAAAAAUCUGAAAACAGCAGUAAAAUAACCCUGGGAAACAAGUCACAUGACUAAGAUCAAGCAUCCCAGGACCUCUCUGAAUGUCUUUGCCCUGCCACCCCUGAAUCGUUCAGUCCCGCUCUCCCACACACACACUUAAUGACAGGAAUU